CGCAAGGAAGCUGGCGGUCAGGAAACACGCGAUAAAUAAAACACAUGUGUACACAUUAAAUACAUAUAACGGUCGGUAUUAUAAUUCUUAUUUUGACGGAUUUUCCCGAACAGUUGUAUUUUAUAUCGCGUGACAUUAACACGCGUAAUUUUGACGUGAACCGACAUCAUAAGGCAUUAAAAAAUUCUUGGUCUGCAAGUAUUUUUUGCACCAAACUGUGUGUUGUGAUUUCUUCUCACUCGUUUUUGUUGACAUACAUUAUACUAUUUAUCUUAAAAUGAGGCGAAUCCGUGGGAUUAAUUUGAUCUCAUUUUGCGCACUCGUGUUGUUUGUUGAUAAUAACGGUGUAACGGAAGGUCACAGUGUGAAAGAUUUUUUCAAAGCUUUACGUGGGCUGUCGCAAAUUAAAAACCUUCGACAUGGAAUUCUCCCAGGUACGCUUUGGUGUGGCCGGGGAAAUAUUGCUCGUAAUGAUUCCGAAUUGGGUGUGUACGACGAAAUGGACACGUGUUGCAGAACGCACGAUCGUUGUAAGGAUUCCAUAAACCCUAAAGCUACAAAAUACGGACUGUAUAACAAAUACAUUUGCAGAAGCUCGUUAUGCGAGUGCGAUUUGCAAUUUUACGAUUGUUUGAUGCGAGUACAUGGCCUGUAUGCGUCCACCGUGGGAAAGAUAUAUUUUAAAAAAUGCAAGCAGUGCUUCCGUACCUAUUACGAUUCUGAGGAAUGCAUAAGAGAGGGUCUCGAUAUAAACGAGGAGCCGGAUCGUAAGGGCCGUCGCGUUUUCUGCGCAAAGUUUGACCAAAAUCCAAAAUGGGAGGAGCAUCGACACAAGGCCACUUCGCCGAGAUCGAUCUACAUCGACGAACUUUUAAACUGGCCUGAUGAUGGAGCCGCGCAAUUCGAUUCACAAUCCUAUUUCGCAAACGAUAGAAAAUAUUCCGUCGAUGAAGAAGACGCUAUGAAAGCUAUCGAAGAUAAUUAUUAAUGCAUUUUGAUGUCGUAUUUUACGCUCGCAGAUUCGCCAAAAUUAACAGGUAACGAGUUGUGAUUUUUUUCAGCAGAUUAUUUGAAAAUUCAAUCUGGAGUAUUAAAAUAUCAAGAUAAAUAAUGCCAGAUUAUACAUACAUUUUUAAUAUAUAAUUUUAUAUUUAAUAAAAAUCUCUUUAUUCAAGACAAAUUUUCUACUCAAU
Formica exsecta is the source of this 1193-nucleotide messenger RNA. RefSeq names its product phospholipase A2-like. The coding region runs from base 278 to 988 and encodes 236 amino acids. Gene Ontology annotation, molecular function: A2-type glycerophospholipase activity. The record is from RefSeq and is a predicted model, not a curated record. Lineage: Eukaryota; Metazoa; Arthropoda; Insecta; Hymenoptera; Formicidae. Gene Ontology annotation, biological process: arachidonate secretion; phospholipid metabolic process. The transcript is spliced from 4 exons.